UAUUCAAUUCUGGAUCGAGGAGGCACCGGCUUCUCUAAUACAAAGUUAGCAAUAGGCAUUCUUCCACCUACGUGCGGCUUGGGCUAGGGAACAGGGACGCUACGUCAACCACAAACCGGGCCUGGCCCGAUAUAUCCGCGAAAUCAUGAGGUUAUCACGAUGGACAACACGACUGGCAAUACUGGCGGCAACAGAGACGGCUUUCGCCCUGAGCCCAACUCCGACCUCAACCAGCACCAAGGCCAUGGUCCCCGCCGCCGCUUACGUGCUCGGCGGUGCGCAGUUACAGCUAUUCAGGCGUCAGGAUUGCCCGGCUGGCACUUCCAAAUGUUCGGAUUCGCUAGGGACGUCAUUUGAUGGAAUUUGUUGCGCCACGGGACAGGUGUGCGAACUAGACGCCAACAACCGGCCAGCUUGCUGUCCAUCUGGAGCUGUUUGUACCGGCUCAGCUCCGACGACGGCACCGACUGCCACGGCAGUUUCAUAUGUCCCUAAUGCUUACUUUCCAUUCCCAUACAUAGCGACAUCACUCGACCGCGGCGAGUGCUCAUCAGCCCUCAGCCAAUGUUCCCGAAACUACCAGAGUUGCGUCACUCAAUUGGACGGCAACGCGGGCUUUGGUGUUACUGUGAUAGUUCCCGGCGGGGGUGGAACCACCGUCGCCGCAACCCGGCCGGACGUCGGAACAUCGGCGACCCCCAUUUGUUCCAGUCUUAGCUCCCAAGCAUGCUACGGCUUGUCUAAUGACCAGUGUGCUCAAUCGACAACGGUGAACGGCGUCGUCAUUAACGCCGCAGCACAUCCAACAGCGGCCUGCGUGGCUAAACUCGCUGCGGGCUUGGGAAUCGCUGUCUUCGGUGCCAUGCGAUGAACGGCAAGUCAGACGACUAUCAUUGCAAACAGUUGAAUCAACGUCGGGAUAUGGUCGUUUGCGCAGGCAAAGCGGACUUUUGGAAUUUCGUUACCAUCACGUUC
Colletotrichum phormii is the source of this 975-nucleotide messenger RNA. RefSeq lists its product as uncharacterized. The transcript is spliced from 2 exons. NCBI's taxonomy places the organism in Eukaryota, Fungi, Ascomycota, Sordariomycetes, Glomerellales, Glomerellaceae. The record is from RefSeq and is a predicted model, not a curated record. Bases 146 to 871 code for a protein of 241 amino acids.